UCCUUGAUGUCUUUGUCGAAGGAUGAGUGCAGUGGAGUAUUGGUCAGGAAGUCUGGGAGUUUGUCGCCUGGAGCCAUUGUUGCGGGAGAUUAGAUCAACUUGAUGAGGUUGUAAGGAAUAUUAACGUCUGUUCUUGCGGUUGGGGAGGUUGAUGUACCUUCAGCUUCGUACUUAACGCGGCACUACCGGAAACGGAUGACGUAGCACAUCACGAUAUGCAGACACUAUGUCGAGGAAGAAGCAUCUUCCUGUAAACCUUUCAUUCCUCUUCAUGUUAUCUUCGGUUGUUGUUUUCGGGGUAUCUUCACUGGUCAUCCACGCUAUUCCUCGACGACGCAACAGAUCUCCAACGUUCAGUGCAUGUGCCCUGCAUCACGCAUUGUGGGCGCGAUCAUGCGAUCCAAUACAUAACCGGAAAGGUGCCACGACAGAAGCGGUCAGCAUGGUUCGGCGCACAGUUCGGCGAGGCACACAGGUACAGUGCACCUCUGCGCAACGUGCUACUUGUUACCAGUCGCUACACGACCAGCGGAACCGAAUCUUCGUUUGUUUGCUGCGACACAAGACCACAUGCCUGAUCGGAGGCUGUACUCGCUGAUAGAUUCGGCUUCCAUCUCUUCUGGUAGCAAUCCAUCUGAGAGAAGGCCAGAGGUCCGAGGCAAGGCAGCAGCUGUUGCACAACAAUGAAUGCAGAGUGGAGGAAUGAAGU
Molecule: messenger RNA, 709 nt
Organism: Macroventuria anomochaeta
Lineage: Eukaryota; Fungi; Ascomycota; Dothideomycetes; Pleosporales; Didymellaceae
Exons: 1
Coding region: 227-598 (123 amino acids)
Source: RefSeq, a predicted model, not a curated record